AUGUUCGCUCCACUUCUUGUUGUUUACACACUCCCAUGCUCUGGCUCGGUUCCUCGCGAUGAUGUCCGCCAGAGACUCUUCGCCUCAUCUCCCACGGCGGGGGAAACAUGCGCGGCGCAACGAGCUUUUUCGUACCUACCACCCCAUAAUGGCUCGUCCGAAAAAGCUUCAUCAUCAGAUAUCCUAACCAAUCUUGCUCAGCUGACUGCACUGCAAGUGGGUGCCGAUCGUGUCGUUAUCUCUCUAUGCGACCGCAAGGCCCAGUAUGUCUUGGCCGAGACGCCAUCAAUCACUCGCAACAAGCGCGAUUGGCAUCGUGACAAUGCCGCGCCGUGUCAUCACGCUUUACAUGCAUUCAUCGAAGACAACAGAGAUUGGUUUUUGGUUACAGACCUUGCGCCGGAUCCGCGAUUUGAUGCCUACUGGUCAACACUCUCCCGGAAUCGCUCCUAUUUUGCAGUCCCGGUCCGCACUCCAGCUCGCGUCGUCAUUGGGAUUAUCGAGUUAUAUGGGAGCGCCAAAGGCAAUGAAGUAGAUGACAAACAGCUUCGGCUUCUCCAAGGUCGGGCGGGUACUACGCUGGAGCAUCUGGCUACAUUGCGGACAAUGCGUGAAGAGCAUCGAGGAGAGAGAAUGAUCAAGGCGUUAGGCGCCUUUAUGGGAGGGAAAUCGGAUAUCGAAGAAUGGUUGGCCUCCAGCCAUCCUGGGCGGCAACCUCCCGUCUUUGAAUCGUCUAGAUCACUUGACCCUGUGACUUCCAUCCAUUUUGCCAACAGUCAGAAGAUGCUGGAUAUACCUCCGUCCCAUAUUCCACAAACCGAACUGGGCAUCCCAUUACGCGGUUGUCAAAAUUCCUAUCGCUCCCGAUCGCCCCCACGCAGAGCACGGAGAGAGUCUCUGACUUCUGAAGACACAUAUUCAGUUCUUCACAGGGCAUCGACUUUGAUUCGACAGGCCCUGGAUGUGGAUGGCGUUGCAUUUUUGGAUAUCAGUGCGUUCAAUAAGGAGCGUCAUGGUCUCUCAUUCAAAGCGUCGAGCAAUUCACGGUCCCGAUCCCCGGAUAUAGUCGAGGACGAACAUUCGGCGGGCCAUGUGUUGGGGUGUUCUACAGUUCAGGGUGAGAAUCAGGAUAUAAACGUUUCGAUAUCACUUUUGGGAACUUUAGUCCAACGGUAUGGAAGAGGUGGUAUCUUUCAUCUUGAUGAGGACACGUUUUCACCUUUGAGCGACGAGUAUUCGUCGGACAUCGACGGGUCCUGCUCGUCGCUAGAAGAUAUGGCGUCGAGUUACUAUGGCAUUGACAUGCGUCAGAUCGCUCGAACAUUCUCCGAGGCGACCAGUAUUGCAUUUUUUCCUCUUUGGGAUUUUCAGCAAAAUAAGUGGUUUGCGGGUUGUUUUGCCUGGACAAAAGACUCUAAGCGUCUCUUCGCUGAGUCCACAGAUCUAACGUAUCUUGCAGCGUUCAAUAACAGCGUCAUGGCAGAAGUUUCCCGCCUCGAUCUGCGAGCUGCGGAUCGCGAGAAGGCUGAUUUUAUCUCGUCAGUGUCACAUGAGUGGCGAUCUCCCCUACAUGGAAUACUCACUAUGCUUGAUCUUCUUCAAGAGACCAAGUUGUCGAAUGUCCAGCAGUCCUUGAUUGACAUAACCAUGAACUGUGGCAAAACUCUCCUUGAUACGGUCAAUCAUGUAUUAGAUUAUGCCAAAAUAAAUAGCCUUCUUGGAUCAACGACGCUCAAUCGGUCGCUAGAUAAUGCUGAAACACCUCAAGCAUCCCAGUUUAAUGCUCCUGCUCUAAUCGAUCAGGUGAAUAUGGCUACCUUGGUCGAAGAGGUAGCUGGAGCGCUUCUCGCCAGUCAAGAUUAUAUGGGACGUAAUGCGGAGGCCCUUUUCUCUCCCACAAAACAAACGGCCGACCGGCCAUUUCGCGAGUCAAAAAUACCCAAUUCCGUUCCUAGGGCGAUUUUUGCGAUCGUGGAUAUUGAAUGUCGAGAAGGCUGGGAAUGCCGUGCCUCUGCUGGUGCCUGGCGGCGGAUUGUGCUGAAUCUCCUUGGCAACGCCCUGAAGUUCACGCCAUCAGGGUUUGUUCAGGUAAAGCUUCGACAUGACACGGUGAAGGUUGGACACGAGAGCCUGCCGGCUAUUCUCCUCCAAAUAAGCGAUUCGGGACGGGGAAUCUCACCCGACUUUUCCUUCUCAAACCUCUACACGCCAUUUCAACAGGAAGAUUCUCUCUCGCCAGGCAUUGGUGUUGGACUCAAUGUAGUCUAUCGUAUCGUACAUUCGAUGGGUGGCCUGAUAGACCUAACGAGUGAACCUAAUCGAGGAACGGUGGUCAGCGUCCUUCUACCUAUAACCCCAACCUCGCGACCGUCAUCACCCUCCAUUCCGUAUCGGGAACUACGUGAGAAAUUGCGAGGGAAAACAAUCUCCCUGUUCCCCAAUAGCUCAAAAUAUGGAGACCUGAAGAUAGCCCCAGAGAUCUUUCGUACAAUGUUGCUCAGCAUGGAAAGGAUGAUCACCCAAUGGUUUGGGGUGCGUGUUCUUACGCCUAGGGAGCGGGACCACGAACAUCCGGACAUUUUCAUAAUUACUGAGCAUGAAUACCGCCAUGGCGAAGCUAAAGAAAGCGCAGCCACUUAUUCUAGGAAGUCGAAAGCCCGGAAAAAUCCAAAAACGUCGUUUCCCAAGAUUGUGCUCUGCACGCAUGCCCAUAGUUGGUUCAAUGAGCGCCGGGACCCCCAGGAGCCAGUGGUGUUUCUUCAGCAACCGAUUUCCCCUAAGACUUUAGCUUCUGCUUUCACCAGCUGUAUUGAACAAAGGAUUCAGUUGCGUGAUGCAGGUAUUGACACAGUGCAUGAAGCAAACACAGUCACCCUUGAAGAUAUGUGCCAGCGCCAGCUGCAAAUUACCACGUCUAUAUCACGAGAAGAUGAAAAGCAAGAUCAGGAGGAGUCGGAUGAAAAAAACUUGUUUGUCGAUAAACGAGAACCCACAAAUAGCCAGGGCUCCAUAUCGCUCAAUGAGAAGGACCCAACGAAUCAAUGCAAGGUUCUGCUUGUCGAAGACAAUGACUUGAACCUCAAGAUUCUACAAACUACUAUGAAAAAAGCCGGGUUUGCUUAUGAAAGUGCUGUAAACGGGCUUGAAGCAGUACAGAAAGCUGAAAGCGAGACCUUUCGAGCCAUUAUCAUGGAUCUCUCCAUGCCGGUCAUGGAUGGUGUAACCGCCUCGCAGAAAAUACGCGAGUAUGAAAAGAAUAACUCAUUGCGCCCGGUGACAAUCAUCGCGUUGACUGCAGUCGAUACCCCGGCCAUGAAGAGAGAUGCAAUGAGGAGUGGCAGUUCUUUGGAAGCACUAACAUCGUGCAUCAUGGAUGCCUUACCUGUCAAGCUGGACUUCCUGGGUCAGCUACCUGCCCUCAAGCUCUACACACAGAUUUGCCUUUGCUUUCCUUUCGAUGUCUCAUCUCACUACGAGAUAGUCCAGACCCUGCAGAAAGGCCUCGAAACUCUGUCCAUCAACUUCCCGUGGGUAGCAGGUCAGAUAGUCAGUGAAGGCAGCAGCCAUGGCAAUUCUGGCACGUUUAAGAUCAAAGCACUUGGGAAGACUCCGCCACUGGUCGUGAAAGACUUUCGUCAUGAUGCCAACGUACCGACCAUGGAUGACUUGAGACACGCCAAUUUUCCCUUUCGGAUGUUAGACGAGAACAUCAUUGCUCCUCGAAAAACUUUGCCAAGCCCUGAUGAAGAUGCUAUCUCACCAGCCUUUCUUGUCCAAGCUACUUUCAUUCACGGUGGCUUAAUCCUCACUCUGGUUGGCCAUCAUAACACAAUGGACAUGACUGGUCAGGGGCAGGUUAUCCACCUGCUCUCGAAAGCGUGCCGUGGAGACACAUAUACAGAUUUAGAGCUAGAGUCCGGGAACCUGGUGGAAGGUCACCUGGUCCCCCUUCUAGAUGGCUCGUAUGGACCCGGGCCAGAACUCGACCGUCAAAUAAUCAGGCCGGGACCUCAGCAACCAUCUACGCCUCCCCCAAAGUCUACCUGGUCAUAUUUUUCGUUCGACAAAACCUCGCUCGCUAGACUGAAAUUGCUUGCUGAACAGUCGAAGACCUCUGAAUUCAUAUCGACAGAUGAUGCACUAAGCGCCUUCGUUUGGCAAUCGGUGCUUCGCGCCCGCCUGAAGCGGCUCUCACCGUCUCAUAGCACAACGUUUGGUCGUGCUGUUGACGUGCGGAAAUACUUUGGCAUCCCCCCUACAUACGCUGGUCUCAUGCAAAACAUGGUAUACCACACCGAUACAAUGCAAGGCUUACUUGACAAACCUCUAGGCGUCAUUGCCUCACAACUCAGAACGGCAAUAGACCCGCAGACGUCUUCUUUACGAUCUCACACCCGCGCGCUGGCAACAUACAUUGAGCAUGCGUUGGACAAAUCGUGCAUCUCCUUUGGAGCCAGUUUUAAUCCGUCGACAGAUAUUAUGAUUAGCUCGUGGGCAAGUGUGAACUGCUAUGAUUUGGAUUUCGGAUUCGGCCUUGGAACACCAGAGGCUGUGCGAAGACCCCAGUUCACUCCGGUUGAAGGUUUGAUUUAUUUCAUGCCCAAGAGGCCCGAUGGCGAGAUUUCUGUUGCUGUCUCAUUGAGGGAGGAAGAUAUGGCGCGGUUAGCGGCCGAUGAAGAGUUUAAGAAGUUUGGCGAAUACGUUCAUUAG
Aspergillus nomiae NRRL 13137 is the source of this 4710-nucleotide messenger RNA. RefSeq lists its product as uncharacterized. Gene Ontology annotation, molecular function: protein binding; phosphorelay sensor kinase activity. Gene Ontology annotation, biological process: phosphorylation; phosphorelay signal transduction system. Lineage: Eukaryota; Fungi; Ascomycota; Eurotiomycetes; Eurotiales; Aspergillaceae. The transcript is spliced from 5 exons. The record is from RefSeq and is a predicted model, not a curated record. The coding region runs from base 1 to 4710 and encodes 1569 amino acids.